AUGGCUUCUUUUUCUUCUCGCAUUUUCAGAAAAACCAGAUCCCUGUCGUUGGCUGUUAAAGCCCGACCUCUUUCCAUCUCUGCCCACUCAGAAACAUCUGAAAACUUCACUGUGGGCUCACGCUUUGUCCUCCACAGUCCAUCGAAACCUAGGCUAUCUGAUCACUCGCAUGUCCUCCUUUUCCCUCAGAUUCGCAUCUCAACCCUGCCUAAUGGUAUUCGGGUGGCCACCCAAACAUCUCCGUUCUCUGCUACGCACACAGCUUCUGUUGGUGUUUGGAUCGAUUCUGGGAGUCGGUAUGAUGCUCCUGAUGCAAGUGGCACAGCACACUUUCUGGAGCACAUGAUCUUCAAGGGGACUCAUCGUCGCACAGCAAGUUCUUUGGAGGAGGAAAUUGAGAACAUGGGUGCCCGCCUCAAUGCCUACACUUCACGUGAGCAAACAACUUUCUACUCUGAUGUCCAAAGUGGUGAUGUUCCGAUUGCCAUUGACAUUCUUGCUGAUAUCUUGCAAAACUCAAGAUUUCCUGACCAUGCCAUUAGACGGGAGCGAGGUGUUAUUCUUCGGGAAAUGGAGGAGGUAAAUUUUUUCUCUUGUUUUGCUCUAUGUUUUUAACAUUCUCUCCAUUUUUCUCCCUUUUUGUGUAUCCAUCCACAACUCUAAAUUUAUUUACGCAUGGAAUAUCCUGGAAGUUUAUCUGAACUUUAUCUGGAAUAUUUAUUUAUCCAUCUUUUGUAUUUUUCAAAUAAACAGGUUCAAGGGCAGAUAGAAGAGGUACUUUUUGACCAUUUGCAUUCAGCAGCAUUCAAUAAUCAUCCUUUGGGAAAUACGAUAUUAGGGCCUGAAGAGAAUAUCCGGGCAAUUUCUAAGGCGGAUCUACACGAAUACAUUUCCACUCAUUAUACAGGACCAAGGAUGGUAUUUCCAAAACAGAUGAACUUUAAUAUCUGUUAAUGAUCACAAAUGCUUCUUCCUCUCAUUAUAUUCUGGUAUGAAACAGGUCAUAUCAGCUGCUGGCGCGGUCAAACAUGAGGAGAUUGUUGAUCAAGUGAGUAAGCUGUUUAACAAGGUGUUCCAAGAUCCUACGACUGCCCAUCAGCUUGUCAAGAAAAAUCCAGCUACCUUCACUGGCUCAGAGGUUUCUUCGCUCAUCAACUUCUCUUUGACAAUACUGUCGAUUUUGCCCUCCGAGUUUUCUCUUACAGCAAUCAACUCCAUUCCUUGACAUCAGGUUCGGGUAGAGAAUGCUAGCAUGCCAUUCGUGCACUUUGCAUUAGCUUUCAAGGGAUCAUCAUGGACUGAUCCCAACUCUAUUCCAUUAAUGGUGAUCCAGAGCUUGCUGGGAUCAUGGAGCAAAGGUGUUGUCGGAAGUUGUUCUGGGUAUAUCACUAUUUCUGCGUAUGAGGACCUGAUUGCUGUUGAUUUAUAUUUUCUCACCCUGAAAUUACGUUCAGUUGCGAGUUAGCUCACCGAGUCAGUGUGGAAGACUUGGCUGACAGUAUAAUGUCCUUCAAUACCAACUACAGCGACACGGGAUUGAUAGGCAUCUGCUUCACUGCCAUGGUGAGCACUUUUUUUUCAUUCGCUAGUCUUUCUCCCAUCCUCCCGGUGCACUGUUCUGACAGCAUAGGCGUAUUCCAGUAAUCAUGUCAUGGCAGAUUUGGUAACGUAUCUCUUGCAAUGAUGUACCGCAGUUGCUCUUUGAAUUUCAUCUAUCUAAGAUUUAAUAGAAUAAUUAUAUUUUCAUAGGUAUUUGCUAUAACUUUCUCCUUGAAAUUGAAACAGAUUUGAAGAAUCAUAAUUUUUUUAUUCAGGAAUUUUCUUUUGUUCUUCCAUCUCUUUCCAAUACCAGCUUGCCUUCCGAAUCAAUCUUUUCAGUGAUCCACAUUCUAUUUUUUCUCAUUAUUUCCCGCUUUAUGAGAAAAUUAUCCUUUAUUCCCAUUGUUAAAAUAUUAUGGGGGAGCUAUGUAUAUCCAAGAUCAUCAAACAUAUACUCAUGAAAACCAUCUUACCAUGAUCAAAACUUGGGCAUCGAAAUUCAUGCGGGGAUAUCAGUAUAACAGCAUGGGUUAUAAAGUUGGAAUUGACCCACCCUAGCAUGGGACGGAUACGACUUACUUCAAUGAAUGUUCUGUCUUUGGACUUUUGCAUUUUUUCGCAGCCUGAUAGACUUCAAGAUCUGUCCCUUGUUAUAAUGGAAGAACUGAGAAGACUGGCUUGUGGUGUAUCGGAUGAAGAAGUUAUACGAGCCCAAAACAAGGUGAGCAGAGCAGCAAAGUUGUCUGUUAGGAAGAAUUUCUUGAAGAAAAAUGGCGACAGGCGGAUCUUGGAUACUAAUUUCUAUAAUCUCAUUAAUUUCUUGGGACUGAUUUCUUGGGGACAUUAAUUUCCUUGUGCAGUUGAAAGCUGCCCUCUUGCUUCACAUCGAUGGAGCCAGUUCAGUUGCUGAGAACAAUGGCCGGCAGGUGUGGCAUGCUCUUUUCCUUUUCUUUUUUCAAUUGGUAUUUAUAUAUAUAUAUAUAUAUAAUGCAUUAAUGCCGUGGGGUCCGUUGACUUUCAGUUGCUGUCAUAUGGGAGAGUGAUUCCGUUCCUUGAGCUCUUUGCCCGAAUUGAUGCUGUGGGGCCCGAGACGAUCAAGGAGACGGCAAGAAAGUUCCUAAUCGACAAGGCAAGGCCUUUUCUUUUAUUAUCAUAAUCUAGGAUUCUUUGCCCUUAAAAUACAGUAUUUUCCUUGUUCGGAGCCCAGUAGGUUGGCCCGGCCCAAAAGCCCGACAGCCAUACCGGGCCCGGGCUGGAAUGUCCAGAAGGCCCGGUCUUGCCCAGGCCCACUGACGACCCCCAACCGUUCACCAUUGGUCUUCUAUUAGGCCUUGGCCCUCUGUCAUGUAUCUUCGUCUUGGGAGCUUGUCAAAUAAUCUUCACCGUCUGAUAUUGAUACUACGUUUCAGGACAUUGCGAUCGCCGCCAUAGGACCAAUCGAUCAGCUGCCGGAUUACAGCUGGUUCCGUUCUCAGACUUGUCUGAAAUGA
Molecule: messenger RNA, 3029 nt
Organism: Spirodela intermedia
Lineage: Eukaryota; Viridiplantae; Streptophyta; Magnoliopsida; Alismatales; Araceae
Source: the annotation of a GenBank genome assembly